AUGACAACUAAUUUGCCAACAGUUUAUGAUGGAGGGAUAUUAUUAGAGAGACGAGCAAAUGAGAUGAACUUUUCAUCGAAUCAGGAAGAUGCUGGCUAUAUGGAGGAUUCUGAUAGCCCAAAUUCUUCUGAUAUAGAUCUGGAAAUUACCAAUGAUGGCUACUCUUACGAGCCAGCACCACAACAAAAAAAACAAAGGAAGAAAGAAGUUCAUAGUGUGGUGAGUUGGGAUGAUAAAUUACGGCGGACUCAAGAUUAUAAUAAUGCAAAGAAGGAUGAGCCAUCACAGGAGCGGAUUAAAUUAAUGGUUGAAUUAUUGAUGGAUGGAAAGUAUGGCCUCAUGAACGAUUUAAAUUUGGAUUCUUUCACUUCAGAAAGAAAUAGAGAACAGGGGAUUCAUGGCCAAAUUGAAAAGCUUGAUGACAGCUUAAACUUGGAUAAACAUUUUUCUCUUGAUGGUGGUUCUCUUCGUAAGAAACUGCUCAAUAAAGAAAGAGAUCGUCUUUUACAGACAAAGAAAAGAGCGAACAGUAUUAGAACUUACUUAGAAUAUUAUUAUUCGUUAAUGGAAAUAUUUAUAAAUUCCCAUGAAUCUGAUACUGAACAAACUCGUAAUAACAAUCCUCUGACUAGAACUUUAUCGAGAUCUGCAUCAACAUCUGCACAGAUCAUUUCCCAUCCCCAUGUCGAAGGGGUUUACAAUCCUUUACAAAUUAUCAGAGACCGAAGAUUGAGAAAGAGAGAUCGUGCAGAUUUACCCAUGUCCAUCUUCUUUAAGAAUCCACCAAUGAUUCCAAUCUUGGAAUUCUCCAAACAAAAUCAAUAUAGUAAGUCACAAGAACAACAGGACAACUAUUGGUUUGUAGACAUAAAUGAGAAAUCAUCUGAGUUGUUAUGGAGAUCUAGCCAUUGGGAUGAAUUGCUAGAUCCCUUAUAUAAGCCGUGGUUUACAAUGAACAAGAAAAAUAUGUUCAAUAAUUUUGAAUUUUCCACUCCUACUUCUAAUGGUACAAACACUAUGCAAAUUACGCCAACUACACUAGCACCCAAUAGUAAUGUAAAUGGCGAACCUCAAGAAAAUAGUAGCACUCUACUACCAAGAGAUGAUGCCACCACAACAACAUUCAGUAUAGAAUCUGGAAAAACAAAUUCAACUUCUACUCCAAUUAUUAAUGUUGAAGACUCAACUAACUCUGCUCAAAAUAAAAGAGAGAGAAAAGCUUUAAAUGAUAGAUUACCGCCUGUAUUUGAAUUAUCUUCUCCAAUAGCCUCCAAUGAUCUUUCUGCAUUGCCUGAAGGGCUUCUCUUAGAGGAAGAUAAUUUAUCCACCCAUAUAGGUUUAAUUCCAACAAAUCUUUCUGUUAAUAAUGCUUCUGGUUUUGCCGACAAUCUCACAAUUGAUGAUACAGCCAGAAGUUUUGAUACAACUAUAAGCCCAAAUGAAAGUAUUACACCAAGUACAGUAAGUACCAGGGGUAACAACUAUAGGUAUCCUUCUGUAGCCACAAAUAUCUCAGGAAGUACUAAACAAGCAAGACUUUUAAAUUCCAAAAAAAAUAAAAAUAAAAUAGAAGAUAAGGCUUUGUUAAGUCCCCCAAACUCAAAAACAAAAGAUCCAAAGUCACUUAAUAAUAGUACCACUAGUAUUGAUAAUAGUAACUCCAACAGUUUGAAUUCUCAAGAUUUUAAAAAAUUAGAAAAGUUGUUUAAAAAGGCUUCAAAAAAUUCUAAAUCAAUGAAUAUGAGUAAAAGCAACACAAUAAAAGACACUACUAAUUCUAUUGCUACCACACCACCUAUAAUAAAUACUAAAACUAAUAAUAACAUUCAUGAUCAUUUAAGUAGUAAAUCCAAGACAAAAAAGAAAAAAAAAGGGAGAAAGAGAAAGACAAGAAAGAUAAAAAGAAGCAUAAGAAGGAUAAAAAAGAUAAAAAAGAUAAAAAAGAUAAAAAAGAUAAAAAAGAUAAAAAACAUAAAUCUAAUUGCUUCAAUGGACCGUACUUUGACAAGUAGAACAUAUGCUGCGUCUCCAAUUUUUAAAAAUUACAAGGCUACUAGAAAAACAGAUAACGACUAUUUAACUCCACCACAGUCAACAUCAUUCCGUGCAAUUCACGCAGCUGCAGCAGCAGCAGCAGCAGCAGCAGCAAGGGCAGCCCAUUCUUCCCGUGACUAUAUAUCCGCUUCAGAAUAUAGUAGCGUUUCACAAACUAAUAAUGAUGAUGAAUUGCCAAUUGCUAAAUAUGAGAUCGAUGCUGAUUUAGUUAAUAAUUGGAGACAACUUCGAAAUAUAUCAGCUACUCUAUAUGUCAUGAAUCACAGAAGAGUUGCGUUUAAUUCUUUGAAGAGAAAAAAGUUACAAAAGAGAAAUAAAUAUCAUAUUGAUCAAAACAUUGAUGGGUUUAUAGAUGAUACUUACGCUGUGAUUAACAAAUAUAACCAAAAAUUAACUCAGGUUAUCGUGAAUGCAAAUGAUUGGACUACAGGCUGGAUAAAUCAAAAUAUUGUGAAAGUUGAAAAUUUAUUAGCUGCUACUGAUAGAAUAUUGACCGAUAUCAAUACUUCCUUGACUUUGAAGUUGAAACUCUAUCAAGAGAGGAAUGAAAGGUAUUAUAAUGAAAAGUUAUUACAAGGCCAGAGAAUUUGGAAGUUAUUUUACAAAAUAUUAGAGAUUAUCAUAAUAGGCUUCUUAUGGACAGUCUGGUUCCUUGUUCACAUCUUGAAGUACUGUGGAAAUAUACUGGAAUUAAUUAAAUGGUUAUUAUGGUGA
Molecule: messenger RNA, 2769 nt
Organism: Henningerozyma blattae CBS 6284
Lineage: Eukaryota; Fungi; Ascomycota; Saccharomycetes; Saccharomycetales; Saccharomycetaceae
Exons: 1
Coding region: 1-2769 (922 amino acids)
Source: RefSeq, a predicted model, not a curated record